Messenger RNA from Zea mays, 1020 nucleotides. Its product is annotated as glutathione S-transferase42. Gene Ontology annotation, cellular component: cytoplasm. Gene Ontology annotation, biological process: glutathione metabolic process. The record is from RefSeq and is marked validated. The transcript has 2 exons. Lineage: Eukaryota; Viridiplantae; Streptophyta; Magnoliopsida; Poales; Poaceae. The coding region runs from base 83 to 799 and encodes 238 amino acids. Gene Ontology annotation, molecular function: glutathione transferase activity.
AUAUAAGAAGAUAGACUCCCCGGCACAUCCCUCCGCAGAGAAUUAAGCCAACGGAAAAAAAAAGAAGAGAGCUACUACAGCAAUGGCCGGAGGAGAUGACCUGAAGCUGCUGGGCCUGUGGGCGAGCCCGUACGUGCUGCGGGUGAAGCUCGCGCUCAGCCUCAAGGGCCUGAGCUACGAGAACGUGGAGGAGGAUCUGAGGGACAAGAGCGAGCUCCUGCUCAAGUCCAACCCCGUGCACCAGAAGGUCCCCGUGCUGAUCCACGGCGGCAAGCCCAUCUGCGAGUCGCAGGUCAUCCUGCAGUACAUCGACGAGGCCUUCGCCGGCACCGGCCCGUCCCUCCUCCCCGCCGACCCCUACGAGCGCGCCGUCGCUCGCUUCUGGGCCGCCUACAUCGACGACAAGAUGCUGCCCGCCUGGAACCAGUCGACGAUGGGCAAGACGGAGGAGGAGAGGGCCGAGGGGAAGAAGCAGUCGGUCGUGACGGUGGAGACGCUGGAGGGCGCGCUGAGGGACUGCGGCGGCCAAGGGAAGCCCUUCUUCGGUGGGGACAGCGUCGGGUACGUCGACGUCGUGCUCGGCGGCCUGCUCGGGUGGGUGCGCGCGUCGGAGGAGCUGCACGGCGUCAGGCCCUUCGACCCCGAGCGGACUCCGCUGCUGGCGGCGUGGUCGGAGCGCUUCGGCGCGCUGGAUGCCGUCCAGACGGUGAUGCCCGACGUCGGCAGGCUGCUCGAGUUCGGCAAGGCGUUGAUGGCACGUCUGGCGGCUGCGGCCGCCGCCGGUGCAAGCAAUAACUGAAAAGGGCAUGGUGUAUCCGUCAUGUGUUUCAGGUUUUCGUAUAGUGACAAAAAAAAAGGAAAAAAUAAUGCUAGCUACGCAUCGGAACGCGGCUUUGUGCUUUGCCGUCUCGCCGUUAGUUCAGCUUAUGUGAUGUGAGUGUUGCCGUGCAUGUGUGUGUUACUUCAGAUGUAUCCUGUUCGGUUCAGUGAUUAUAUGGAACAUUUUAUUUUGGUUGGAUA